Messenger RNA from Haemonchus placei, 606 nucleotides. The record is from the annotation of a GenBank genome assembly. NCBI's taxonomy places the organism in Eukaryota, Metazoa, Nematoda, Chromadorea, Rhabditida, Trichostrongylidae.
AUGGAGGGAAUUGAGGUGCCAUGGCGAAUUUUUAUUCGAAAUGAUUUCAGAAAGGAAGAAAACAGAAUCAUUCGCAAGAAGAAGGAAGACGAACAAGAGCUGAAAAUCAAACAGGCUCCAAAAAUUUCAUCAGCCAUGUUCCUGAAGUUUAAUAAUCAGCUUGGUCCUCCAUUUCACGUACUCGUUGAUACGAACUUUGUUAAUUUUGCAGUAAAAAAUAGGCUGGACGUAAUUCAAGGAUUUCGGGAUUGCCUCUAUUCGUUCGACUUAAUCUAUUAUACCUUACUGUAUAUCAAAUCGUCGAUUCCUUAUAUAACGGAUUGUGUCAUGGGCGAACUGGAAAAGGCAGGUCGUCGAUUCAAAAUUGCCCUAAAGGUUAUAAAGGAUAAUCGAUUCCAACGUUUAAAGUGCGACCACAAGGGCAUUUACGCUGAUGACUGCCUAGUGCAACGGGUCACCCAGCACAAAUGUUACAUCGUCGCAACAUGUGAUCGUGAUCUCAAACGAAGAAUACGAAAAAUUCCUGGCGUCCCAAUUAUGUACAUCCUUGGUCAUCGGUUUUCAAUUGAACGAAUGCCAGACGCUUAUGGUGCACCACAGAACUAA